CGGAUUCAUCUCAUGGUCAAGGACUGCAUUGGUAACUACAUGAGCAAGGAUGAAACACUGAGAUAUCUACAGACUCGGUAUCAAUUCACACGUAAAGAUAUCAAGAAAGCUUGGUCUGCCCUUGAACGAAACAAUCCAGAUUACUUCAUAUUACACAAUGAAAGGACCCGUGAGCGCAAUCUAAGGACCUGUGAGCGCGUUGCAUCAAGUUCGCCACGAGAGGGAACUUCAGCUAUACAGGGAGAGCAAGAGCAGCAACGUCUAUCUCCACCACCAGCUUACCCCAACGACUUUUGGCAGCAGCUUUUGAAUACUUUGGACCAGAUUCAGAGUAAGACACAGCAUUUGAGUACUUUGCGUAAGAUUCAGAGUGAUACAGAUCAGAUGGUCAAGCUACUGACUGAUGGUCAUGAAUUUGGACCACAUCCUUCUGCUGCGGAGGGAUCCUCCAAGAGACAGCGACUUGGGGAGAAUGAAAAGGCAGGUGGCGAUGGAGAAACAGAGAAGCUGCAGAAGAAAGAUGAAGGUAACAAUGAAGAACUGCAGAAGAAAGAGGAAGGUAACGAUGAAGAAAUGCAGAAGAAUGAGGGAGGUGACAACGAAUAAGCAGAGAAGCUGCAGGAUCAGAAUCUACAAAUGGACAGUUCUUAUGUUAGCAUAGUUUUUUGAUUACCAGAACAUAUUGCGGAGGACACAUACAUGUUGCUUGCUUUCUUAUUACCAUCCUAGACGCUACUACUAGUACUAGCUACGCAGUUAAAAAAAAAACAUUGUAUUGUUGAGAAGAGAUAAACAUGUAACAAGUUAAAUCUAAUGGAGUUUUUUCAUAAUUCGGUUAAUGUUGUA
This is a messenger RNA of Raphanus sativus (radish), 846 nucleotides long. RefSeq lists its product as uncharacterized. The transcript is spliced from 4 exons. The record is from RefSeq and is a predicted model, not a curated record. Lineage: Eukaryota; Viridiplantae; Streptophyta; Magnoliopsida; Brassicales; Brassicaceae. The coding region runs from base 13 to 606 and encodes 197 amino acids.